Molecule: messenger RNA, 927 nt
Organism: Didymodactylos carnosus
Lineage: Eukaryota; Metazoa; Rotifera; Eurotatoria; Philodinida; Philodinidae
Source: the annotation of a GenBank genome assembly
AUGCCUCUCAGUGCCAGAUGGACACAGAACGGUAUCACCAUCACUGGAGGUCACGGAAUAGGCAAUGCAUCCAACCAACUUUAUUACCCUUACGGUCUCUAUGUGGAUGAUGAUCAAACUGUCGUGAUCGCUGAUCAAUGCAAUCACCGUAUUGUGGAAUGGAAGCCUAAUGCCACGAGUAUUCAAGUGGUGGCCGGUGGCAAUGGACAAGGAAAUCGAACUGAUCAGUUGAGUAGACCAUUAAGUGUGAUUGUCGACAAAGAGACAGACAGUCUCAUCAUCUGCGAUACGGGAAACCGACGAGUGAUGCGAUGGUCUCGUCGAAGUCGAACAAGUGGAGAAACCAUCAUAGACAAUAUCGAUUGUUAUAGCUUGACAAUGGAUGAUGAGAGAUUUCUCUACAUCUGCGAAUAUGAAAAGGAUCAAGUGAGACGAAUGGGACGAAUGGGGGAUGUCGAUCGUGUGGGAGAGACGAAUGGAAAAGUGGUGGCGGGUGGCAAUGGAAAAGGUGAUCGUCUCGAUCAACUCAACUCUCCUAGGUGCGUCUUUGUCGAUCGAAAUCAUUCUGUCUACGUGUUGGACGGCAACAAUCAUCGUGUGAUGAAGUGGGUCAAGGGUGCGACAGAAGGGAUUGUGGCCGCUGGUGGUCGAGGCAAAGGGUCUUUUCUGACCCAAUUGUCGACUGCGAACGGAGUGUUCGUCGAUCCGUUGGGCACACUCUACGUGGCAGACUCUGAGAAUCAUCGAGUGGUGCGUUGGUGCAACGGAGCGACACAAGGAAAUGUCAUUGUUGGUGGAAACGGUGAAGGGCAAGAAGCAAACCAGUUUAACUGUCCCAUGGCUUUGUCAUUCGAUCGACAUGGCAAUCUCUAUGUCGUCGAUUGGCUGAAUCAUCGAGUUCAACGAUUCUCAACAGAAGCGAGUUGA